Zootermopsis nevadensis is the source of this 6263-nucleotide messenger RNA. The record is from RefSeq and is a predicted model, not a curated record. Lineage: Eukaryota; Metazoa; Arthropoda; Insecta; Blattodea; Termopsidae.
AGAUCAGUUUUUGUAGGCUUUAUUACUGGUUUUACGCACUUUUAAUCUUUUUAAUUGUUUUAAAAGUAUGUUAUUGAAAUUCAUGUUUAUGUAAAAAAUUGCUUCAUACUCCUGUGUUUGUGAAUUUUUGAGGCAGUGAAGAAUACAGCAAUAAUUUCUUAAUCAUGGAAGAAGGUCUGACUGAAAAAGAGACCCAAGAAGAGACAUCUGAGUCUGAAGAGGAAGAAGAAGGACAAAGAGAAGGUGAAAUUACUAAGCUGAGUGAAUACCAGGUUCUAGAGCAAACUUAUCAUAAUGUGCUUGCUCAGAUGGAUGAGAAGGAGGGCGUGGAAACAUUUGCCCAAGAAUACAUACAAAUUUUUAAAGCAUUCUACAAGGCCCAUGCUCAUGAAGAGGAACUCAUGAAGGAGAAUGAAACAUUACAAGCACAGGCAGAAACUAAUACUGCCAAAACAGCUGUUGCAGAAAGAUUGGCAGCAGCCAGUAAAGAAACAAUUGAUCAGCUAAAAUGUGAAAUUCAGCAAGCGUGGAAAAUGGUGGAUUCAGCUCAUGCCAGAGAAGAAAACUCUCUAGAAGUAAUUGAGAACCUCAGACUGCAAAUAAGUCAACUGAUUACAGAGAUGGAACAAAGAGUUCAGCUUGGAUUAGACCAAUCAGAAGAGUCUGGUAGUGCAAUGAAAGACAGAGAUAAUUUCCUGAAAGAGAGGGAAUGCUUAAUGGAUGAAAUUGUGAUAUUGAAAGAACAACUUUCUGGUGCCUUAAAUGUGCAAGAAGAUUUAGAAAGAAAGAAUUCUGCUGCAGACCUACGAUGCAGUGAAUUAACACAGGAAUUAGAGAAUCAAAGAAAUGAAAUAAACAAAGAACUCCACAUCAAAAAACACUUGGAAGAAGAACUGAAGGUAUUACUUAAAAGCUUGGACGAAAAAUCUACACAAGUAACAAGUCUUAAACAUCAACUUGGUCAAGCACAGCACGAUGUUGGAAAGCUAGAAACAAAUGUGAAAGAUUUAAAGGCAUUGAAUGAGCGCUUACAGAGAAAUUUUGAAAGCCUCAGUAAUCGACUGGCCAAGAUGCAGGUGGAUUUUGAGUUGCAGGCAGAAAGUCUUGAAAAGCUGAAAAAUGAGAAUUCUACUAAAACACAUGAACUUAAGAUGCAAGGGGAAGAAGUUACAAGACUGCACAGUGAAGUAUCUAAGGUGGGAAAUAUGCAUGAACAGUGCGUCAAGAAGCUGACACAUUCAGAGAAUCAACGUGGGAGCUUGGAACAGGAAAAAGAGAAGCUGAAAGGAGUUAUUGGUCAGUUGGAGAAAGAUCUGGGUACAGCCAAGAAGCAAAUGGAGAAUAACAGGAAGACUUGUGAUGAUCUACAGAAAGACAGAGAAAUCCUCAACAAGAAUAUUCAGAAAGCAGCAAGAGGAACAUUUGAACAACAGAAGCUUUUGAAAGAGCAGGAGGAAAUAAGGAGAGGCUUAGAGAAAGAAAUUGACAACCUUAAUCUGGAAACUAAUAAACAAAGAAAGAUGAUUGAUAGUCUUGAGAAAGAGAGAGACAGAUACAUAUUUCAGUCCCAAGAGCUAAAUCAGAAACUACAGGAUACACUGGAUAAAGUGAAACUGAAUGAGAAGGCCAUCUUUGAUCAUAAAAAGAAGAUAUCAGAAGCAGAUACCAAGUUUAAAAUACAAGAAAACCUGUUUGAAGCAGUCCAAAAUGAUCGAAAUACCUUCAGGAAGAUGCUACUUGAAGCUCAGGAUGAAAUUUCUGAACUUACACAGAAGUUGAAGGUUAUGAGCUAUCUGACUGAGCAACUCAAAGAGGACAUUACAACAAAAGAGAGACAGCUCAUGAAAGAAGAGCAUGCAUUACAGAAAAGUGAAAAAGAAAGAGAGAAUCAAAAAAUUGAAGUAAGAAAACUGAAAGAUGAAUUACAUGAUAGCAAGGAACAAAUUACGGCUCUUAACUUGGAAGAAAGGAAGUUGCAUAAGCUCAUACAGGAUACAGAUGAGGAGAGGAAGAAGCAAAAGAAAGUAAUGGACCAGAUAAUUCAUGAACAACACAUUCUAGGAACAGAGUUAGUUAAGAGAAAUCAUGAGUUAUCUUUGCUGUAUGAAAAAAUAAACAUUCUACAGAAUACACUUCAUAAAGGUGAAGUACAUUAUGAUCAGAGGUUGGAGGACAUUCGUCUACUGAAACUGGAGAUUAAGAGACUCAGGGAAGAAAAAAAUUUACUGUCAAAACGUGUGACCAGUAUGACUGAUAUGCGCCAAGAAAUUUUCCAUCUUGAGCGAGAACUUACUCGAGAGAAACUGAAGUGCCAUGCAUUGGAAGAGGAGUUACAAAGCCCUCUUAAUAUCCAUCACUGGAGGAAACUGGAAGGCUCAGAUCCUUCUACAUACAAACUAAUCCAGAAGAGUCAGCUCCUACAGAAGCGUCUAUUAGUACAAACCCAAACAGCCAUUAAACAAGAGGCCCAGUUACAAGAAUCUGAACAUCUCUACCUAAAUUUAUGUGAAGUCCUAGCCUGUCAGUCAGGCCCCAGGGUAGCCAUCAGGUUACAAGAAACACAACAUAUCCUCAAGGACAGAGAACGAAAAAUGAAGGCUGUGACACCAUGCACCAUGUGGUGUUGUACGUGGCUGCCAUUUCAGAGGAAUUCUGUGCUUCUAUUUUCACAGUUGAAAAGAGCAAAAAUGGAGUGUUUGGUGUCUGAGUUAAACAUGUACAAAGCCCAAGUGUCAGAAUAUAAAUUUGACUUGGAGAAAGUAAACAAAGAAUUACAGGAUGUGAAGAAAAAGUACUUUACACAGAAACGACAUGUGCAGAAAAUGAAGGAAUGAGAACCUACCCUCCAUAUCUGGAGGUUGUCUCCUCCAUCUGCAACCUGAGGACACACCAUGCUGUGGUGAGAAGGGACCCACAAUACAUGGCCAUGGUAAACUCUGUGCAACAAAAAUAAAGCACUUAAAAUCUUGUAGGUCUGAAACUGGAAGUAAUGUAAGUGUAUGAUGAGCAUCAUAAUUCGAAUCAUUUGUAAUCUCCUUGUAUUUGUCCGUAUGUGGCUUUUCUGUACCAUCCACUGAUUACAAUUAGUUGUGCAAGAUGUAAAUUAAGGAAACACCUCAGCAUGUCUGCCUAAUGUGAAGAAAACAUGAAUUAAUGUUAAUGACAUUUCCAUGACGUGGGACUAGGUCCUGCAGUAAACACUUUACUUCUGAUCUGAAGGUGCCAUAUUUACAUCUCACUGGAGAUGAACAAUUUUAUUUGGAAGGGGAGAAUUUUUUUUGUUUCUUAAAGUAUAUUAGUUACUUAUAUAUAAUUUGAAUUUGUAUGUCAGCCCUUGAGAGGGCUGUGUUCAGGAUCUGGCUUUUUUAAUGUACAUGAUGAGGAAAACAUGGGGGGAGAAGAUGUUAGGUUUUAUUCAUGAAUAGAGUUGUAAAUGUAAUUUAUAUACACCUUGUACUUUCCAAUUCAUUAUGCUUUAAUAAUCCUAUUAGUGGCUGGGCACACUUUCUCACUCUGCAGGUCCACUAUAAGAACAAAAGUGGCAUGGCCUGUCAUUUAAUUUUGUUAGUAAGUCAUAAGUGGAUGAAGAGUUGCCUCAGCAUUGUUCCAACAAUAACCUUGUACCUAUCUUGUAUAAUGUAUUACUUGUUUCCAGAAAAUUUACAGAUAACAGCAAUUUCUUUGCUUUUAAGUUUCAACUUCAGUUUCUUAUAGAAGCAUGACUGCCAUCAUGCUAUUAAAGAUUGACAAAGCAGGAUGUUUAACUCUUCAGCAAAAGAGUUGAGGAAGUCACUACGAGACAGUUGUUUCUACAGUUGAUGUGUCAGUAGUCAUUCUCCGUCUGUAAGAUAUAUUGUCUAUGGUGUUGUCUUGAAAUCUAUGUACAGUGUAUGAUUAGGUUCUAAGUCCUAGACAUAUAUAACAGUCUCCCUGGUAGCAACUUACACUUCGCACAUUACAAAUAAUUCUGGACAAACAUUUGUCACAAGUUUUUACUUACUUUGUGUCAUAUCAUAUAAUUUUUAAUCACGGCAAAUUCAGUCUGUGACUGUAGGAAAGAAAUGUCCAUGGCAGUCUUCACAAAACAGUUAUCAUACAUGAAAACCCCAGGCCAACCUCAGGGUAUAAGUUGUGUGAGCAUUUGUCUGUGUGAGCAUUUUUCCGUGUGAGCAUGUUUCAUGUGAGCAUUUAUGACUGUGGGGUUUGUUUUGUGCGUAAUUUUCAUGUGGGCUCUUGUCAUGGAACCCAACUAAACACAUUUAUGUCUGGUACCAUAUGGCAAAGAUAUUGUAUGUUUUUAUGUUCUCACAAGGUUUUAUAGACAUGUUUUAUGUCCUUUAAUCACUGCUAAAGUAUAACACAGUUGCAUAGACAGUUGUCUAUUGAAAACCAUGUGUCCAAAACAUGUCACAUAGUAAAAAUACCUAUUAAUAUUAAAUAUAUGAUCAGUGUUUAUGUGCUUGUGUAUUACUUAGUUGUAUGAAGACAGCUAAUAAUAAUGUUUUCUAAUUUAACUACUAUAUGAUGCUCCAGUACAAUCUAAUCACAUACAAUUUUGAACUUUAAAUCGUGUUUAACAUUCUGUUGAAUGGAAUACGCAAACUGCAUGCACUUGCUCCAGUCAACACACAGUUUCUUGGCCAUAACUCUGCAAACUUUUAACAUCCUACAAACUCUCAGUAUUCUGUUCCUUAAAACUGAAUUAGGCCUCUUUCAGGUUACACAAUUUCAGUUGUUCCUGAAGAUGAACCUUAUCAGCAGGAUUUAAGGCUCUCACAGCAGCAAGUACGAAAAUGGCUGUCUUCAGGGUUGUAGCAUUGUGUAGUCUGGUAGUUUACCAACAUUUCACAGGUCUUUGCUGCCCCCAUCAAUGACUGGAAACAGCAAAGACCUCUGAAACGUCAGUAAAUUUCUACAAGACUACACAGACAUCAUCAUGAACCUUCUUACCUUUUGAGUUAACAGAAACAUAAUCUUUUUUCCCCAGCAUGAUUAUGUUAAUUUCAUCAGAUACAUAAAAAUGUUUCACCAUUUGGGUUUGGAGGGGCUAACAAACCCUACCCAUAUAAAACCAACAUAUUAUGAAAUGUUACACAGGGCAUCAUACAUUUUCUUUUGUGGUCACUUUUGAACAUGAUAAUGAAGUCUGAGUUCCAUAAAAGGCAGGAAAUUUGACUAGCUGAGCGACUGUCAACAUCUCAAGGACUCUGCUGUAUGGAGACAAGUGAUCAACAUGAACAUGGAUUGGUGAUGUUUUAUGCUUGAAGGACUGAAUACUUGACACACCAGUUCUCUGAAGUAGAUGUCAUCACAAGGGAAGAGUACAAGAAUGCUGCAUAAUAAGUAUGUAUGCAGGAGUCACACUUCAGAAAGUGAUUUUACAACAACUGAAAAGACCACCUAAGCAAAAGUGAUGAGCCACAAACUGUUGCAGCAGGCCAUAACCAUCUGGUGUCUGCAGGAGGAGGCUGCACCAUAUUUAUCUGACCACAGAUAAGUAUAUCAAGAGGCUGAUAACCUCUUCAGUGGUUUCAGUGGAGGAAUGUGUGUUGACCAAAGGAAGACACAUUGUUGCCCAUUUAGUGACAACAGACCCUUAUGUAGUUCACUGGCCCAAAGCAAAUAUUAGGCGUGUUUAGCCACUGCGUUUUGUGAAUUGGAACGUCGGAGCAAGUCACUUACCAGAGGUUUCCUGGAAGGGAUGGCAGCAGGCUGCAAUCAAUACACUCCAAAUAAAAUAUCACCACGAUGUUCAUGACAAUUUCUCAGCUCUGACUGUGUAAUGUUUUGGAACCUAACUUGGAACAAACAGGUGGCAUCUUAACACAACACAGUCGCAAGACAACAAUAUCAGGCUUCCACUUGCACUGACACAGACUGUACUGACUGAUGGAAAGAAGUGGCAAUCUUAAUUGCUUCGUUACUUCGUCCCUCACCUACUUAUCUUCAUUGAGUGGUCCACAUACUGGGCUCUCCCUACAAGGUCAGUGGCCAUAAAUGCUGGAUCGAACUCUACCAGCCGUGUCUGAUGGCUGAAUGGUGAUUUAUUCACCAUUCAGCUGGCAUGGCUGGUAACCUGAGAGUCUUUCAUCAGCUUCAGUUGUCAUGAAGGCUUCACUUUAUACAUCAGUGUAUAAUGUUAUUUAUCUAUUUUUGUGAGUGAUAUGACCCUUCAUUCUCAAGAAUCUAUGCAGCUAUUACAGUGAUAUAGGGUCAGACCAUUUUAUGUUAUUGACUAAAAUUAAACAUGUACGAAAGAAGAA